Messenger RNA from Amphiprion ocellaris (clown anemonefish), 2432 nucleotides. Its product is annotated as RNA binding motif protein 38. The transcript has 4 exons. Gene Ontology annotation, molecular function: RNA binding. The coding region runs from base 220 to 954 and encodes 244 amino acids. The record is from RefSeq and is a predicted model, not a curated record. Lineage: Eukaryota; Metazoa; Chordata; Actinopteri; Pomacentridae. Gene Ontology annotation, cellular component: cytosol.
CAUUUCCUCACAGCGGCGAAGACGCAAGCAGCGGCGGGAGGAGUUCGCAUAGUCGCGGAUGUGAUCAGGUUGUUUCAACUUCGAGCGAAGUGACAACAACAGCGGAAAACCACGGAAAAGUCCAGCGAGAGGCCGAGUUUCGCUUUUUAUCGAUGCUGGGAGGUUGUUGAGCGCUUAGUUGUGUCCUCAGAGUGCCUCAGUCUUGCCUCCGGCUGACCAAUGCUUCUUCAUCAGUUCAUGAACGGAGCCCUGGAAGUCAUGCAUCCCUCACCGCUGCAGAAAGACACCACUUUUACCAAAAUCUUCGUCGGCGGGCUGCCCUACCACACGAACGACGCCUCGCUGAGAAAAUACUUCGAGGCCUUUGGGGACAUUGACGAGGCUGUGGUGAUAACAGACAGACAGACCGGCAAAUCCAGAGGAUACGGCUUUGUGACGAUGACGGACCGAGGAGCUGCUGAGAGAGCCUGCAAGGACCCCAACCCCAUCAUCGACGGCAGGAAGGCCAACGUCAACCUGGCCUACCUGGGCGCUAAGCCUCGCAGCAUACAGACAGGCAUAUCCAUCGGAGUGCAGCCCAUUCACCCAGCGCUCCUCCAGAGGCAGUAUGGGUUGGCCCAGCCAUACGUCUACCCACAAGCAUAUGUGCAGCCCAGCCUGGUGCUGCCCACUCAGGUUUCCACUUCUGUCAGCAGCAGCCCGUACCUGGACUACAGCGCGGCCUACAGCCAGUACGCCCAGGCUGCCUUCGAGCAGCAGUACCCGUACGCCGCCUCCCCAGCCGGCUUCCUGAGCUACAGCUACGCCACCAGCCCCACGGCCUCUGCUGGCCCGGCCGCCGCCGCCACGGCCCCGGCCACCGUGCACCCCACCCUGCCCUCUGCCGCCGGCCCCGCCCCAGCCUUCCUGCACUACGCCCCCCAGCAGCACAUCCAACCGGACCGCAUGCAGUGAGCAGAGAGGAGGGAGCGUCUUUGGGGGGUGGGGGGGAGGAGGUGGGGGAAGUGGGGGAGUCGUGGUCGCAGACCUUUGGACAGAGGAUAGUGAAACACCCCACAGGGUGACCAUGCUGCUGUCAGCAGCGGCUUUCAGGAAAAAAGGUGGGACCAUUGCACUAUACGAUCAGGAUGAGCUGCUUGCUCAUUGGUUAAAGGGUGAAUGAUGGGAGGACUGUUGGGGUUCAGGUUGGGAAGCCAAACAGCAUAAAGUAUGUGGUAGCUUCCAAGGGCUUCCAGAAGCUGACACUUCAUUUUUUAUUAUUAUUUUUAUUGUCCUUUAUUAUUGUAUUAAUGUUGUCAAUGUUUGUUUGUAUGCCAUUAUUAUCAAUGUUAGCAUGUUUUAGGCUCAAUCAGUGGAAGUACUAUUUGUCCGUGGUACAUAUUGAUGUUUUGAGAGCUGUCUGAGACAUGUGACACCUCUUUCCCCCCUGAUUCCAGAGUAUCUGGGGUGGAAAUGAAGGGCACCGCUGCUUUAGGAUGCUGGGGGACAGUCAUAGAUGGGGGGUGCAGGGUGACGACAGGGUGGUAAUUGGGGAGGCUUACAGCUGACUUCCCAGCAUAUCUGUGUUCCCAUCCUGGUGCUAUCCACAGCAAGGUGGAGCACUGCCCCAUGAACAAACCUCCAGCGUUCAGCUCCACACAGGAGGACGACGAGAGAUUUCACCUCAAGGACAAAACCAAAAGAUUUCAGGUUGAGACUGUGGGAGUUCUGUUGUUUUGAGAUGGUCAUGUCAGGACUACACUUUUUUUUAUCAUUUUGAUUCAAGAGGCCUUAAUAAAAAAGAAAUUCCUUUUUUGAAUCUCCUGAUUUUUUUUUCAAGUGCUCCCCAAACCACAGAAAGCCCUUUGUAACUGACUGUUUUCAAUAGUCACAAUAAUCUGACUUACUGGGGUCUUGAUAAUUUCAGAUGGAUGUAGAUAAUCACAAGCAGUGUGUGGGCAAAUGGGGAGCAGGAGCUUUGUAUAUGUUGAAAGGUAGCUGACACUGAGCUCAAAUACCAGUGUUUGUUUUUUUUUCCUUUUCUUUUUUUCCUUGUCACUGAGAUUGUCAAACUGUUGCUCUCAAAAGGACAUUCAUGUACAGCAUUUUAAAAAUGUUUCUGGUCAUCAAGUACAUUUACAAUAUUUAUAUGUAGGUAUUUAUAAAAGGUACUAAGUUAAAACAGCUUUUUUUUUUGUUACUAUGAUUAUAGUUGUGGCACUGAUGUCCCUUAACGUGCGGAGGAAUAGCUGCAGAUCCACGGAAUCAUUUUGUUUGUUGUCCCGUCACCACGUCUGUGGAUUUGCCAGCCUGUUCGUAGAUUCCCGUUUGUAGAUCCUUGACUGGUUUCAUUGGAAAUUCUCUAGAUUUUGUUUUCCAAUAAGAAUGUCUUUUACAGUCCCUUCCAAGAAGCCAUACCAAAAAAAAAAAUAAAUAAAGAAUUUGUACUUAAA